UGCCCGGGUCUCUUUCCUGACGCGCUUUGCUAGUGGUUUCUGGGAAGGAGCCUGCUCGGCCGGGUCUCCGGCCCGAGUCUGCUGGGGCAGCCCUGCAGGCUGACGUGGAGCUGUGGGGUGGAGCGAGGGCCAGAGCGGUGAUCGGCUUCCGACCUCGCCACCGAUGGAUUCUGAGAAAGCCUAAAACAAAAAGGGCUAAGAGAUUCCUUGAGAAGAGAGAACCAAAACUCAAUGAAAACAUUAAGAAUGCCAUGCUGAUUAAAGGUGGAAAUGCAAAUGCGACCGUGACACAGGUGCUCAAGGAUGUGUAUGCACUGAAGAAACCAUAUGGAGUUCUAUAUAAAAAGAAAAACAUUACAAGGCCAUUUGAGGAUCAGACAUCACUGGAGUUCUUUUCAAAGAAGUCAGACUGUUCGUUAUUUAUGUUUGGCUCCCAUAAUAAGAAGAGGCCAAAUAAUCUAGUAAUAGGUCGUAUGUAUGACUACCAUGUGCUAGAUAUGAUUGAACUAGGUAUUGAGAAGUUUGUGUCUUUAAAAGAUAUUAAGACUAGUAAGUGCCCUGAGGGAACAAAACCCAUGUUGAUAUUUGCUGGUGAUGAUUUUGAUAUGACAGAAGACUAUAGAAGAUUAAAGAAUCUUCUUAUUGAUUUCUUCAGAGGCCCCACAGUACCGAAUGUCCGGCUGGCUGGAUUGGAGUAUGUUCUGCACUUCACUGCACUGAGUGGGAAGGUUUACUUUCGGAGCUAUAAGCUGCUGUUGAAGAAAUCUGGGUGCAGAACUCCACGGAUCGAACUGGAAGAGAUGGGCCCAUCAUUGGACCUGGUCAUGAGGAGGACACACUUAGCAUCAGAUGACCUUUACAAAUUGUCUAUGAAAAUGCCCAAAGCUCUCAAGCCAAAGAAGAGAAAGAACAUUUCCCAGGAUACUUUCGGUACAACUUUUGGAAGGAUUCAUAUGCAGAAGCAAGACCUAAGCAAACUACAAACCAGGAAAAUGAAGGGAUUGAAGAAAAGACCUGCAGAGAAUGGAACAGAAGGCCAGGGGAAAAAAUCAAAGAGAAUGAAGAAAAAUUAGUGGAACCUAACUGACGAGCGCUUUCUUGUGGUUGUUUACUAAAGAGAAUUUUCUACUGGAGUCUGUUCCGUUUUCUCAUAGGAAUUUCUAUUUUUGGAGGUUUUUGGAGGUGGGAGGGGGCAAGAUUUCACAAGUAGCCCAGGCUGGCCUCAGCCUCCCAAGUGCUGCAAUUACAGGCAAGUGCCAACAUACCUAGCAUAAUUGUAUAUUUCUGUAACAUAAUUUAUUACUUAAAUUUUCUUCAAAAAUUGAAGUUUGUAUGUGUUUGGAUCGUAUUCACCUCACUCUUCCUGUUUUUACAUUUUUUUUUUAAAUUAAUGUGUGUUGUAAGUGGUUUUCCCUCCAGGCCCAAGCUCCCAGAAUACUCAAAAUACAUAUAUUUACAAAUA
Molecule: messenger RNA, 1462 nt
Organism: Meriones unguiculatus (Mongolian gerbil)
Lineage: Eukaryota; Metazoa; Chordata; Mammalia; Rodentia; Muridae
Gene: Rpf2
Product: ribosome production factor 2 homolog
Exons: 10
Coding region: 252-1073 (273 amino acids)
Biological process (GO): ribosomal large subunit assembly; maturation of LSU-rRNA from tricistronic rRNA transcript (SSU-rRNA, 5.8S rRNA, LSU-rRNA)
Cellular component (GO): nucleolus
Molecular function (GO): rRNA binding
Source: RefSeq, a predicted model, not a curated record